This is a messenger RNA of Penicillium samsonianum, 1461 nucleotides long. RefSeq lists its product as uncharacterized. Lineage: Eukaryota; Fungi; Ascomycota; Eurotiomycetes; Eurotiales; Aspergillaceae. The coding region runs from base 1 to 1461 and encodes 486 amino acids. The record is from RefSeq and is a predicted model, not a curated record. The transcript has 3 exons.
AUGAGUUCAGAACCUGGCCCAUCUACUGUCCAUCCAACCGAUGACAAAGGCAAGAGAAAGCGGGCCGAGUCCCCCUUUGGAGACCUAAGGUCUAAGAAGUCCCGGGAUAUGAAAAUUCCUCAGAGGCAAUCAGCUAGGAUCAAUUCACUCAAAGUAAGACGAGUUGCUGCUGUGAUAAUACCGCAUAUUCACCCCGAGAAGCAGGAAGGGAAUCGUCCUCUAGAUCUUGAGGACACAUUACCCAGGGAAACCUCAUCUCAAUAUCCACAGAUCCCUGUGGAGUCUCCUGGUGUGAGGAAGCCACCAUGGCCCAUUGAAGCAAGUGCGGCGAUUCAUCCUGAUCACACAUUCGAUAACCUUGGCAACUUCAGGAAGUUCCUACGUGACUCCCGUGAUGAGGCAGAGCUUGCCGUGUAUCUUGGACUUCAGCACAAACACGACCUCAGACAUUUCGCUUUGUCCUGGCCUAUUAUCAAGACUUGGAUCAGGGCACCGCAUAAGCAGACCAUGUCACUUCAAGUUGAGAUAAAUCAUCUUAUCCAGGAUGGCAAAGAAUUAUCCUGUAUCGAAAAUCCUUACGAAAUUUGGCCUCAAUGCCCCGGGGAGUCUGAGGAAAACGCUUCUUUGAGAAUAACACACAUCAUGGCAUGGCAUCUAGUGCAGAUGUCCAAGGACAUAGAGGAGUAUACCAUGUCCAGUGAUGUGCAUAAUUUCCACCGCACAAGGAGAUAUCGCGGUGAACUAAGCGCGAUAUUGGAGCUUGAUAUCCCGCUGGACAACAUUUCCCAUCCUCGUCCCCAGCUUAUAUCUUGGAGGAACGAGAUGAACGACAGAUUUGAUCGCUGCUGGACAAUCUUGGGUUAUAUCUCAUGGAUCCCCUAUAUGGAGUCCUGGGAAAAGGCCCUUCAAUUCUUCGUCUCUUCGGAAAAUAAGGCUAUCGUAUACGACAGCGGGAUGUCGACAGGGACCAGACCAAGACCCAACCAUCUUAGGCUCGCUCAGCAAUGCUCCUCGUUAUCCCUGGACGAAAGUACCAAAGCCCUUGCCCCAAUUCAGGUAAAGGUAACCUGGGACAGGAACCGAAACACACACGGAAACAUGAAUCUGUGCCGGGUCCUCGCAGGCAUCGCACAUGAAGGGAAAGUGCUCCCUCCAACGGAUCUUAUGAUGACACAAGACCCUCGAUUAUGCAGGACGGGUGCAUCGUUCCGGGACAUCAUUCGACAUAUGAUGUCUUGUGGAGGUUAUGGAUUGAACUUGUGUGAUAUGACCUUGUCGUAUCGAGCGGAGACAGAUAAUUGCUAUUAUCAGAUUGACGCGUUCCGAUCCCAGUGGAAAGUACUGCAGGGGAUAUUUUCAGACUCUGCUAACUCGAACUUUGUGAUUCGGGUGCUUUUGGAUGUUCAUGAUUACCGGAAUGGGGAGAUCUAUGAAACGACUGAACUACCACCGGUGUAUUGA